AUGGCGACACCGACUUGUGCCCAAGUGAUGGAAUUGGAUGCGCAAGUUUAUGAAUCAGAUUUCUACCAAGAGCUAGCUGCAAGGGGGGAAAUACACAUCGACCGUCGGGAGGCCCCUCCUCGCCGGGAUGUUUAUCUGGAAAGGAGACAAGUGGGGGACAGUGUCGUACCGACAACAGUGGCCGAAUCUACCUCUACCUCGACACCGUCGUCCUCAUCCUUAGAACCUACGAUUACCUCUUCCGCCGACCCGACAUCGGCGAUCAGCACAGAAACCAAAACUUCUCUAUCGACACCAGGUGUGUCGACGUUAACCGCAGCCAGCGUCACAGUCGUCACCACACCAUUACCUACACCCUUCGAUACCUCCCUGGGCAGCAACUUUACCAGCUCGUCCUGUCCCGAGUUCUUCUCCGACUUCCUCAACAACGCAACGUUCCAGUCCUGCGUCCCGGUGUCCCUCCUCCUACAGAAUUCCAAUUCAUUCUUCCGCGCCCAACGAUCAUUUACACUCCUUACGCAAACUCUUGACGCAGCGUGCAAUGCGCCCUUGGCGAUCUGCUCGCCUUUAAUGAGCAAUCUUGCGUCACAAUUGAUCGAUAACGCAAAUUGUGGCCAGGACUACAAGCAACAGAACCCGCUCGUGUCACAAGCUUAUGCGGGGUUCCUGGCCUACGAACCGAUCUAUCGCGCGACAUGCCUCAAAGACCAAAGUACGGGGAAUUACUGCUUCAGCGAAGCCAUUACAAACUCAUCCAAUGCGGCCGAUUUCUACCCUUACUACACGGCUGUGGGUUUGUCGAUGCCACAAUCGGCGAGACCCACCUGUAGCCAGUGUCUGAAGGAGACGAUGGAGAUCUUUGCUGGCUAUGCAGAGAACGCGGCGCAGCCCCUGGCCAAGACGUACCUCCCAUGUGCGAGCCAGGUGGAUCAGGGCUGUGGGAGUGGGUUUGUGAAUACGCAAGUCAAGGCUGGCAGUGUGGCGAGUUCGAACGCCGCGAUUGGGGGAAGGAAGCCAGAUCGGAGCUCACCUCUGUUGGUCACCGCGAUACUGAUGAUGGCACUGGUCGGUGGUGUGGUGUGCUGA
Molecule: messenger RNA, 1086 nt
Organism: Fonsecaea multimorphosa CBS 102226
Lineage: Eukaryota; Fungi; Ascomycota; Eurotiomycetes; Chaetothyriales; Herpotrichiellaceae
Exons: 1
Coding region: 1-1086 (361 amino acids)
Source: RefSeq, a predicted model, not a curated record